Molecule: messenger RNA, 3011 nt
Organism: Panicum virgatum (switchgrass)
Lineage: Eukaryota; Viridiplantae; Streptophyta; Magnoliopsida; Poales; Poaceae
Product: G-type lectin S-receptor-like serine/threonine-protein kinase At2g19130
Exons: 1
Coding region: 322-2805 (827 amino acids)
Biological process (GO): protein phosphorylation; recognition of pollen
Molecular function (GO): protein serine/threonine kinase activity; ATP binding
Source: RefSeq, a predicted model, not a curated record
UCGUAGCCUGCGGCGGCAGCUAGUCGGCCACCAGCACGUUGUUUUCACGGCAAAAUUGGCAAUACCGCCUCGCACUAUUUCCGAGACACAGAGCACAACGGCCUUGUGCAGUGUACCCACCACAAGUGGGAGCCCAAGUUGGUAGUGCUCGUGCUUGUCCAGAGCACAGCGCACCGGAUUUGACUAGCAGAGUCGUCGCCGAGUUUAGCGUUCUCUGCAACCUCCUCCUUUCCUUCUAUACAUCCCCUCCUUCUUCCUUCUCCGAUCAGCACAAACACGUCCAUCCAUCGUCGCUCGUACUACUUCCGAUCUUGUUUGCCCAUGAAUCCCCUGCACAUACCCCUCGGCCUUCUUCUCCUUGCUUCGGUGCAAGCUCCAGCUCCCGCUGCAGGCGCAACAACCGAUACUCUCGUGGCAGGCCAGGCGCUCGCCGUCGGCGACAGGCUCGUCUCCAGCAACGGCAAGUUCGCGCUCGGCUUCUUCCAGCCAACAGACCCCGUCACCAGUAAGUCCGGCAACACCACCUCCCCCAGCUGGUACCUCGGCAUAUGGUUCAACAACAUCCCAGUUUUCACGACCGUUUGGGUCGCCAACAGAGAGCAGCCAAUCACUGACCCCAAGCUAACACAGCUGAAGAUCUCGAGCGAUGGCAACCUCACCAUCGUGAGCCAUGGCAGUCCUGAAUCCAUAGUCUGGUCCACUCACAUUGUUGCCAAUAGGACAACAGGAGCCGGCACAAACACCACCAGCGCCGUUCUCCUGGACACUGGGAACCUCGCCCUCCUAGGAAGCCCAUCAUCCAAUGUCACCUUGUGGCAGAGCUUCGACUACCCGACCGACGUGGUGCUCCCAGGAGCCAAGUUCGGCAGGAACAAGCUCACCGGCUUCAGCCGUCGGGCCGUCACGAGGAAGAGCCUCAUCGAUCCGGACCUCGGCUCCUACUCCAUCGAGAUCGACACCAGCGGGGUGGUCCUCAAGCACCGCAACCCGUCGGUCAUGUACUGGCGCUGGGCGUCCGGAGCGUCAACUCUGAAGCUCAUACCGAUACUCAAGACUAUGCUGCAAUCCAAUCCACAGACAAAAGGCUUGAUUGACCCCACAUACGUUGAUGAUGAUGAAGAGGAGUACUACAUGUACACUUCACUGGAUAACUCGUCCUUGACAUUCGUCUCGCUGGACAUCUCCGGCCAGAUCAAGAUGAAUGUUUGGUCACAGGCUGAACAGUCCUGGCAAGCCAUAUUUGCUCAACCUGCUGAUCCCUGCACUCCGUAUGCGACCUGCGGGCCGUUCACGACUUGCAAUGGCACCUCCCGUCCAUUCUGUGACUGUAUGGAGAGCUUCUCCCAGAAGUCACUGCAGGAUUGGGCGCUUGAUGAUCGAACUGGAGGCUGCACCAGAAACACCCAGUUACAUUGCACUAGUAGUGAGAAGAACACAACAAGCUCGACAGAUGGUUUCCACCCCAUUGCUCAUGUUACACUGCCCUAUAACCCCCAAAGCAUAGAUGGUGCGACCAAUCAGAGCAAAUGUGAAGAAGCUUGCCUCAGUUCCUGCUCCUGCACUGCUUAUUCCUACAACAGUAGCAGAUGCUUCGUCUGGCAUGGGGAGUUGUUUAGUGUAAAUAAGAAUGAUGGCAUCGACAAUAAUUCCGAAGAUGUUCUUUAUCUUCGCCUUGCCGCCAAUGAUUCGCCAAGUCUGAGAAGAAACAAAGGAAAAUCAAGCAUUGGAGUUGUUAUUGCAGCAAGCAUAAUGGGUGUUGGGUUACUAAUCCUCAUGCUGUUGUUCAGAAAAAAAUUCAAGUGGUGUGGCACGCCAUCAUACGACAGUCAAGGUGAUGGUGGAAUUAUAGCCUUUCGAUACACUGAUUUAGGUCAUGCUACUAAAAAUUUCUCGGAAAAGCUUGGAGCAGGUGGUUUUGGCUGUGUAUUCAAGGGAACACUAAGUGACUCGACUGCUAUAGCAGUGAAAAGGCUUGAUGGUGCCCGUCAGGGAGAAAAGCAAUUCAGGGCUGAGGUGAGUUCACUUGGGCUGAUCCAACAUAUCAACCUAGUCAAAUUGAUUGGCUUCUGCUGUGAAGGUGAUAAGAGGCUACUUGUGUAUGAACACAUGUCAAAUGGCUCUCUCGACGCCCAUCUAUUUCAGGGCAAUGCUGCUGCCCUAAAUUGGAACACCAGGCACCAAAUAGUCCUUGGAGUUGCUAGAGGACUAUCCUACUUGCAUCAGAGUUGCCGAGAAUGCAUCAUACACUGUGAUAUUAAGCCACAAAACAUACUUCUAGAUGGAUCAUUUGUUCCUAAAAUUGCAGACUUUGGGAUGGCAGCAUUUGUAGGAAGGGACUUUAGCAGGGUUCUGACUACAUUUAGAGGAACUGCAGGGUACCUUGCCCCUGAGUGGCUUGGGGGAGUAGCUAUUACAUCAAAAGUUGAUGUUUACAGCUUUGGUAUGGUACUGUUGGAAAUCAUAUCAGGUAGGAGAAAUUCACCUGAAGCAUAUAGUAGCGUCAAUUACCAAAUUGAAUAUUUCCCUGUGCAAGCUAUCAGCAAGCUUCACGAGGGAGACGUGCAAGGUCUGGUGGAUCCACAGUUACAUGGUGACUUCAAUUUGAAAGAGGCUGAAAGGGUUUGCAAAGUUGCAUUUUGGUGCAUCCAAGAUAAUGAGCUUCAUCGGCCGACAAUGGGUGAAGUGGUUCGUGUUCUUGAGGGUCUACAGGAGAUAGAUAUGCCCCCAGUGCCAAGGCUGCUUGCAGCUAUCACGCAAGGCCCUGGAUCUGUCACGGAAGGCUCUGAUGCAUCUUUGAUGUCAUGAUUUAUAAAUACUCUGUAGUUGAUGCUACAAAACUUUGUUUUUAGCAAAUUUUAAUGCUCAAAUUUGGAACAGAAUGAAUAGAGGAGGUCUGCAAUUGCUAAACCAUAUGGGUUCUUGUGUUCCCUCGUUCUCUUAUUUUACAAUUUAUUGAUCGAAUAUGUGAUGCAAACACUGUACUCCUUAAUAUUUUCAACUGGAGUAGCAAA